Messenger RNA from Jaculus jaculus (lesser Egyptian jerboa), 8494 nucleotides. RefSeq names its product ATPase copper transporting alpha (gene Atp7a). Gene Ontology annotation, biological process: monoatomic cation transport. The record is from RefSeq and is a predicted model, not a curated record. Gene Ontology annotation, cellular component: membrane. NCBI's taxonomy places the organism in Eukaryota, Metazoa, Chordata, Mammalia, Rodentia, Dipodidae. The coding region runs from base 149 to 4648 and encodes 1499 amino acids. The transcript is spliced from 23 exons. Gene Ontology annotation, molecular function: copper ion binding; ATPase-coupled monoatomic cation transmembrane transporter activity; ATP binding.
GUGGAAAAGAGGCAGAGGGAGGAGUUGCCGUGGUCGCUGUGACUGCUCAGUGUGAGUUUGGAAGGUGUGUGCGGAUCGAUCGCCGCCGCUCUGCGUGCUCCGAGGGUUAACCUUAGUACACAAAAGCCAGGAAUGUAAAUAAACAAAAAUGGAUCCAAGUAUGGGUGUGAAUUCUGUUACCAUCUCUGUUGAGGGAAUGACAUGCAUUUCCUGUGUCCGGACCAUUGAACAGCAACUUGGGAAAGUGAAUGGUGUGCAUCACAUUAAAGUUUCACUAGAAGAAAAAACUGCAACUAUUAUUUAUGACCCUAAACUGCAGACUCCAAAGACUUUGCAAGAAGCUAUUGAUGACAUGGGUUUUGAUGCUGUUGUGCGUAGUCCUAACCCUCUCCCUGUUUUAACUAAUACCGUGUUUCUGACUGUUACUGCUCCACUGGCUCUACCAUGGGACCAUAUCCAAAGCACAUUGUUGAAGACCAAGGGUGUGACUGGUGUUAAGAUUUCCCCUCAACAAAGAACUGCAGUAGUAACAAUAAUCCCUUCUAUAGUGAGUGCCAGUCAGAUCACAGAGUUGGUUCCAGACCUCAGUUUAGACAUUGGAACUCAGGAGAAAAGGUCGGGAACUUGUGAAGACCACAGUAUGGCUCAAACAGGUGAAGUCAUGCUGAAGAUAAAGGUAGAAGGGAUGACCUGCCAUUCAUGCACUAGCACCAUUGAAGGAAAAAUCGGGAAACUACAAGGUGUUCAAAGAAUUAAAGUUUCCCUGGACAACCAAGAAGCUACUAUUGUUUAUCAACCUCAUCUUAUCACAGCAGAAGAAAUAAAGAAUCAGAUUGAAGCUGUGGGUUUCCAGGCAUUUAUAAAAAAACAGCCCAAGUACCUCAAGUUGGGAGCUAUUGAUGUGGAGCGUCUAAAGAACACACCAGUCAAAUCUCCAGAAGGGUCACAGAAAAGGAGCCCCUCAUCUACCAAUGAUUUAACGGCCACUUUCAUCGUUGAUGGCAUGCAUUGUAAAUCGUGUGUGUCAAACAUCGAGAGUGCUUUAUCUACACUCCAGUAUGUAAGCAGCACAGCAGUUUCUUUAGAGAAUAGGUCUGCCAUUGUAAAGUACAAUGCCAGCUCUGCCACUCCAGAAGCAUUGAGAAAAACAAUAGAGUCUGUUUCACCAGGGCAAUAUAAAGUUAGCAUUGCAAGUGAUGUUGAAAGUACCUCCAACUCUCCCUCCUCCUCAUCUCUUCAAAAGGUUCCUUUGAACAUAGUUAGCCAGCCUCUGACUCAAGAAACCGUGAUAAAUAUUAGUGGAAUGACUUGUAAUUCUUGUGUACAGUCUAUAGAAGGUUUGAUAUCAAAAAGGCCAGGUGUAAAAUCUAUACGAGUCUCCCUUGCAAAUAGCACUGGGACUGUUGAGUAUGAUCCACUGCUAACCUCUCCAGAAACCUUGAGAGAAGCAAUAGAAGACAUGGGAUUUGAUGCUGUCUUGAAAGACGUGAACGAGCCAUUGGUAGUGAUAGCUCAGCCCUCAUUGGAAAUGCCACCUUUGCCUUCAACUAAUGAAUCAGAUAAAAUGAUGACACCAGUUCAUACUAAGGAGGAGACAAAGACUUCUUCUAAGUGCUACAUCCAGGUCUCUGGUAUGACCUGUGCUUCCUGUGUAGCAAACAUUGAACGGAAUUUAAGACGAGAAGAAGGAAUAUAUUCUGUACUUGUGGCUUUGAUGGCUGGCAAGGCAGAAGUCAGGUACAAUCCAACUGUUAUCCAGCCCCCGCUGAUAGCAGAAUUCAUCCGAGAGCUUGGAUUUGGAGCCACUGUGAUAGAAAAUGCUGAGGAAGGGGAUGGGGUCUUGGAACUUGUUGUGAAAGGAAUGACAUGUGCCUCCUGUGUGCAUAAAAUAGAGUCCACUCUCACAAAGCACAAAGGGAUCUUCUACUGCUCAGUGGCCUUGGCAACCAACAAAGCACAUAUUAAAUAUGAUCCAGAAAUUAUUGGUCCUAGAGAUAUUAUUCAGACAAUUAAAGACUUAGGUUUUGAAGCUUCUUUGGUCAAAAAGGAUCGGUCAGCAAGUCACUUAGAUCAUAAACGAGAAAUAAGACAAUGGAGAAGGUCUUUCCUUGUGAGCCUGUUUUUCUGUAUUCCUGUAAUGGGGCUAAUGAUAUAUAUGAUGGUGAUGGACCACCACCUGGCAACUCUCCACCAUAAUCAGAAUAUAAGUAAUGAAGAAAUGAUCAACAGUCAUUCUUCGAUGUUCCUAGAGCGUCAGAUCCUACCAGGGCUGUCUAUUAUGAAUUUGCUGUCCUUUUUAUUGUGUAUACCCGUACAGUUGUGCGGAGGCUGGUACUUCUACAUUCAGGCUUACAAAGCACUGAAGCAUAAGACGGCAAAUAUGGAUGUACUGAUUGUGCUGGCAACCACCAUCGCAUUUGCUUACUCUUUGGUUAUUCUUCUAGUUGCAAUGUUUGAGAGAGCCAAAGUGAACCCUAUUACUUUCUUUGAUACGCCUCCGAUGCUGUUUGUAUUCAUUGCAUUAGGCCGAUGGCUGGAGCAUGUAGCAAAGGGCAAAACAUCAGAGGCUCUUGCAAAGCUAAUUUCACUACAAGCUACAGAAGCAACUAUUGUUACUCUUAACUCUGAAAAUAUCCUCAUAAGUGAAGAACAGGUGGAUGUGGAACUUGUACAACGUGGAGAUAUCAUCAAAGUGGUUCCAGGAGGCAAAUUUCCAGUGGAUGGUCGUGUUAUUGAAGGGCAUUCUAUGGUAGACGAGUCCCUUAUCACAGGGGAAGCAAUGCCUGUAGCUAAAAAACCUGGCAGCACAGUGAUUGCUGGUUCCAUUAACCAGAAUGGAUCCAUACUCAUCCGAGCGACACAUGUUGGAGCAGACACAACCCUGUCUCAGAUUGUCAAACUUGUGGAGGAGGCACAGACAUCAAAGGCUCCUAUCCAGCAGUUUGCAGACAAACUCAGUGGCUACUUUGUUCCUUUUAUCGUCUUUGUUUCCAUUGCUACCCUCUUGGUAUGGAUUAUAAUUGGAUUUCGGAAUUUUGAAAUUGUGGAAACCUACUUUCCUGGCUACAACAGAAGUAUUUCCCGGACAGAAACCAUUAUACGCUUUGCUUUCCAAGCCUCUAUCACAGUUCUAUGUAUAGCAUGUCCCUGUUCACUGGGACUGGCCACUCCAACUGCCGUGAUGGUGGGCACAGGAGUUGGUGCUCAAAAUGGCAUACUUAUCAAAGGUGGAGAGCCAUUGGAGAUGGCUCAUAAGGUAAAGGUAGUGGUAUUUGAUAAGACUGGAACUAUUACCCAUGGGACUCCAGUAGUGAAUCAAGUUAAGGUGCUAGUGGAAAGUAACAGGAUAUCGCGCAAUAAGAUCCUGGCCAUUGUGGGGACUGCUGAAAGUAAUAGCGAACAUCCUCUAGGAGCGGCUGUAACCAAAUACUGCAAGAAGGAGCUGGACACUGAAACCUUGGGUACCUGCACAGAUUUCCAGGUUGUACCAGGCUGUGGUAUUAGCUGCAAAGUCACCAAUAUUGAAGGCUUGCUACAUAAGAAAAACUGGAAGGUAGAGGAGAAUAACAUUAAGAAUACAUCUUUGGUUCAAAUUGAUACACUUAAUGAACAGUCACCAACUUCAUCUUCUAUGAUCAUUGAUGCUCAGCUCUCAAAUGCUGUUAGUACUCAGCAGUACAAAGUCCUCAUUGGUAAUCGGGAGUGGAUGAUUAGAAAUGGUCUUGUCAUUAGUAAUGACGUAGAUGAUUCCAUGAUUGAACAUGAAAGAAAAGGUCGGACUGCUGUAUUGGUAGCCAUUGAUGAUGAGCUGUGUGGCUUGAUAGCCAUUGCUGAUACUGUGAAGCCUGAAGCAGAAUUGGCAGUCCAUAUUCUGAAAUCUAUGGGCUUAGAAGUAGUUCUGAUGACUGGAGACAACAGUAAAACAGCUCGAUCUAUUGCUUCUCAGGUUGGCAUUACUAAAGUGUUUGCUGAAGUUCUACCUUCCCAUAAAGUUGCUAAGGUGAAGCAACUUCAAGAGGAGGGGAAACGGGUAGCAAUGGUAGGAGAUGGAAUCAAUGACUCCCCAGCUCUCGCAAUGGCAAAUGUUGGAAUUGCCAUUGGUACAGGCACGGAUGUAGCCAUUGAAGCUGCCGAUGUUGUUUUGAUAAGGAAUGAUCUUUUGGAUGUAGUGGCAAGUAUUGACUUAUCAAGAAAGACAGUCAAGAGGAUUCGGAUAAAUUUUGUCUUUGCUCUAAUUUAUAACCUGCUUGGAAUUCCUAUAGCUGCCGGAGUUUUUAUGCCCGUUGGUUUGGUUUUGCAACCCUGGAUGGGAUCAGCAGCAAUGGCUGCUUCAUCAGUUUCUGUGGUACUUUCUUCACUCUUCCUUAAACUUUACAGAAAACCAACUUAUGAAAAUUAUGAAGUGCAUGUCCAGAGCCACAUAGGACAGAAGAGUCCUUCAGAAAUCAGCGUUCAUGUUGGGAUAGAUGACACCUCAAGAAAUUCUCCUAAACUGGGUUUGCUGGACCGGAUUGUCAAUUACAGCAGAGCCUCCAUAAACUCGCUACUGUCUGACAAACGCUCCCUUAACAGUGUUGUUCUUAGUGAACCUGACAAGCACUCGCUUCUGGUGGGCGACUUCAGGGAAGAUGAUGAUACCACUGUUUAAAGGCCACAGAGAAUGCUGCUGCAUGCCCCCACAGCAUUCAUGGUGUCAUGAAGAAUUUUAUGUCAGUCUCAUGCUCUUUUAUGAGGAAUUCUAUUUGAGUUGCAUUUGUUAAUGGCAAAAAAAUGUCUUUCUACAGGCAUGAGCUCUGAACCUAGCUUUAUUCUAAGUGAAUUUCCAGCAGUUUUCAUUUUUACUAGGACUGUGAGGUAGAGCAGCGGGUUUAGAACAAGCUCUACAAAUUAGAGAUGGCUGAAGUGCUGCUAAUGUGAUGGGUCAUUUUUAUUUGACCAAAAAUGUGCCCAAAGACAGGAAGAGUAAAAAUUUGAAGAUGUGAGAGCAUGGCCUUGAGAAUAUUCUUGAUCCUAUAUCCCUGUCCCAGUGGGGACAAUGACUUUCAGAGCACUGCACAAUUCAUGUAGUUUUAGAAGGAAAACAGUUAAAACUGUUUAAAAAUAAUUGUGCCUUAUUUAUUGUGGGUUUUAUUUCCCUCCUUCUUCAUCUUUGUCCUUUCAAUUCCUCACAUAUUCCAGGAUGUCUUUUAUUAUCUUCCUUCAAGUAAGCCAAGUUUACGUGUUUUUUUACUGAUUAAAAUAAGCCAGGCGUAGUGGUGCACACCUUUAAUCCCAGCCUUUGGGAGGCCCAGGUAGGAUUGCUGUGAGUUUGAAGCCAGCUUGAGACUACAUGGUGAAUUCUGGGUCAGCCUAGGCUAAAGGGAAACCCUUCCUCAAGAAAAAAAAUAAUAACUGACAGCAAUCAUGUGGAAGGGUGCAGAAGGAUUGAAAGUUCAAAGCUAGCCUGAGCUAUAUAGCAAGCCUCUAUCUCGAACUUUUUUUUCAAACUGACAACUUUUUCAAUAUCUUAUUACUCUUAUUUUGUAGCUCAAAGGACCUUAAAGGUCUAUAGAGUUCUCUACCUCCCAUCUUUCUACUGCCAUUAAAAAUAUCAAGUUCUUCCUUCUAUCUUCCUAGCUCUGUGCUAGUUUUCUGUUGUCUCCUGUGGGUUCUGCUCUGAGUUUAGUGUCAUACAUCAAUCAGUCUAAGUCCAGGAUCAAUAUUUUGACCAUUUUUUACUGAAAAAAAUUUCAAAGUUAAACACUAUUAUCUUUAACAUAUGCAGGUCUUCUAUAACUACUGAGAGUCAAUAAAUUGAUCAUUAUGGGUAGACUAUAAUUGAUUAACUGAUAUGUGUAUAAUUUCAUAGAUUUUAGUUAUCUUAUAUGUUUUAGAUAACCUGCCAAAAUGACUUUAAAACAAUGCUAUUACACAAAGAUGGUUUUGCCAAAAUAUACAGUAAAUUGUAAUACAGAAUCCAUAGCUUCCCUGGUUUGUGAUAUCUUUUAGUCAUAUAUAUGUUAUUUUUUUUUGCUCUUGUUUAAAACAUUUGCCUUCAUAAGUAAAUUCCUAAUGCUUUGCUCCCAUGGACAAUCCCUUUAAGCCAGUAGCACAAACCUAACACAUUCAAUUUGUGCUAAGAAAAUGUUUUUUUCUGGUUUUGAGGUCAGUACUAAAUAUAAAAAGAUCAUUUUUAGGGGCUGGAGAAAUUUCUCAGCAGUUAAAAUGAUUGCCUGUAAAUCCUAAUGACCAGGUUCAAUUCCCAGUACUCACAUAAAGCCAGAUGUACAAAGUGGCACAUGCAUCUGGAAUUCAUUUCCAAUAGCUGGAGACCCUGGUGUGCCCAUUAAUUAUCUCUCUCCUCUCUGUCUCUUUCUGCUUGCAAAUAAAUGAAUAAAUUUACAAAAAUAUCAUUUUUAUAGAGCAGAGUCUAAAGUCAGAUUACAAAUGAACUUCUUACCCCCUCUACCCAUUUUUUAUCCUUUCACACACCCAUCCCCAACUUAAAAAAAAAAAAACAUUUACAUUACUUAAUGCUCCUUUCAAAUUUUGAAAAAGACCUAUUUUCUAUGUUAGCUGUCUUAAAGAGAGGUGAAAUUUUCUGAUGAAGGUGCUAUUACUCUAGAAAGGCAAACAUAUUUUAAUAAAGUAUGAAUGAAUUUGUAUGUUUAAGCUCCUGUUCUUACAGUUUUAGUAUUUGUUUUUUGUUAUAAUUCUAGUUGCCUAUCAUAACAAAAGUCACUUUUUUCUAGAAGCGAUAGCUUCCCUGGUUUGUGAUACAGAUACAUAAUAGAUUUUUCUCACUCUGGGUCCAAAUUGAAAAUAGAUAUGAUACUCUCCCUCCCUCUCCCCUCUUUUCCCCCUAUGAAUCAUCUUCUUUAUUCACAUUAUGUCAUAGAAUAGAAGGAGUGUCAUCUUACAGACUGGGAGUAAUCUAGGGCAUCAUUUCAGUUCUCACUAUAAGAACAGAAAGCAUGCUGUUUAGAAAGAAUCCUACUUUAAAUAUCCAUGGUCACAAUGAAGUUCUGUGCCACAAGUCUCCUCUGCAAUUCUGAACCUCUAUUAGCUUCAGAGAAAAGCUGUAGUCACAGAAGAAGGAGGUAAUUUAGGUAGGGAAUCAAAGACAUUGUUUUUAGUUAGUAACUAGCUUAAAUAACUAGUUUCUACUAAGAACAAGUCUUAUAAGUACAUACAUACACACAUAGAUACACCUACCCAUAUUACCAUACAGAAGGAAGAUCAAUUUGUAUUUGCAUUUAUAUUUUCUUUAUCAUGCUGCUGUCUUCAGCUUAGCAACCAGUCCCUCAGUCAGAAGGUACCAAGGAUGCUUUGAUACCCAGUGCUGGUGCAGACUCAGAUAGGGGCACUGUUUAUUUAAAUAUCCAAAGAUGCCUUUUUGAAUAUCAAAGAUUAAAACACAAACAGAUUAUUUAGUCUUGUAGUCUAAAAAAAGUAUGAGUGUCAUGUGUGAAAGUAGAAAUCUUAUUUUCCUAGUUUAGUAUCAACAUUUUAGAAGGUUAAAUUUAAUGCAUUGUGAAAAAAUUUAUAUUAUGCUUUAAUUUUUUACAAAUUAUUCUUUAUUCAGAUAUAUAUAGGAUACGUAAAAUAGCAUUGUAGACAAGAUGUUUCCAAAACUUUAAACAUGCAUAUCUUUUCUGUACAUGGCUUAAAAUCAAAAAUGUAUAGUAGAGAAUUUUUCUACUGCUUGUGGAUUCUGCUUUGAGAUGGUUUUUCAUAAUAUUUAUUUUACUCUAUUUUAUUAUUUUCUCUUGGUGAGGCAUCUGGUUGCUGGCUAUUUUUUUAAAUGAGUACAUUCCUGGUAUCUCUCUUUGGAUUUUUUGUUUGUUUUCUUUUCUAUAUUUAAAAAAAGUAUUUCUGCACCAAAUAUAAAAGUAUAGAUUCUUGCCAAAUUACUACCAACUUGUACACUAACUUUUCUUCGUUCCUCAACCUAGUAUGAGGAACCAGAUGAAACACAAAGCAGGAAUUCUCAUUCUUCAAUCAGAAGUGCUUCUUUAAUGGCAUUGAUAAUAGAUGCUUUUGAUAGCCACAACCAGGCAUCUCAACCUUGUGUUUUUAGUUAAAGAAAUGUGUAGCUAAACAUUGUGAAGCAUUGACUGGUAUCCAAAACAGCAUUGUAUGACCGUGUGCAAUAUUUAUCUGCUGUAGUCAAGAUAAUUUGUUUUUCCAUGCACUUGUAAUUGAUCAUAUUUCUGCCAAGGAUGUGCCUUCAACUUUAUAAUUACAGUGUUGUAAAAAAAAUUGUCAGUAUCCCUUGUGUUAAAUCAUCUAGCCCUCUCUACCAGCAGUUCCAAACUAUCCUCAUUGUGUUGUUUGGUGGUGUUCUGAUUGUUUCAGCUGUCAGUCCAUAGUGUGACAGCACAUAUUUGCUGUGAGAAGUUCAUUCCCUUCAGAGCGGACUCAACCUGCUGUGUCAUUGAUUGAGGAUGAGAAACAAAGGAAUAUGAGUGUCUUCCUUUCCUUUGUAGUAAAUAAAUUGUUGAUAUGGUAUUUA